CAAGUCUCAAAAACAAGACGGCUUCUGACCUGGGGCCCAGCCAGAGUCAAUGACAGCAGAAGCAUACGCAGCCACUACCAUCCUUCCUGGCUUUAGUGCGAAGCCAUGGCAGGCAAGUCCACCCUGGGUGACCCAGCCCAGGCUCCCAGCUCCAUACCAGCACCAGGAGAAGCCCUGGAAGAGGAUCAGCCUUCUCCAGGAGCUGGGCGCCUUCCACAUCAUCAUCUCUGUGCUCCACCUGCUCUUUGGGGGUUACUUGGCCUUGACAGUCAAAAGCCUGCACCUGGUGGUGCUGAAGUCGUGGUUUCCGUUCUGGGGGGCAGCCUCUUUUCUCAUUUCAGGGAUCUUGGCAAUCACGGUGCAGACCUUUCCUAAGACAUAUCUGAAGGUCCUGUGCCUGAUGACGAAUCUCGUCAGCCUCUUCUGCGUGCUGUCCGGCCUCUUCAUCAUCACCAAGGAUCUCUUUCUGGAGAGCCCAUUUGAGUCCCCAAUCUGGAGAACAUACCCUAACUCCACAGUCUGGACCCAGAGGCUGGAGCUGGCCUUGUUCUGCCUCACCUUCCUGGAGCUCUUCGUGUCAGUGCCCACGGCUAUCAUAGCCUGUAGGAGGGACCACCUGUCGGCAGAGGAGGAUAACUUGUACCUUGUUCCUGCCACACCCUUGGGACCCAGGCAUCUGUCGAUGGACCUUCCACCAACCUAUGAGGAUGUAACUCAAGGCACACACUGAAAUGAAAAAUAUCCCAUGGCCCCUUCUCCCAGCACAGAUGGGAAUGAGUCCCUGGAGAGCUGAUGUGAAACUGUCUGCCCCAGGGGUGGUGGCCAGGAUAGGAGGCAGCCCUAUCCUCCCAGGCACUAGAGGAUAGGGGCCCCACCUAGAGGCAUGGUCCUAGCACAGGACUUGCUGGGCUGCAUCAGCUGAACUGGAGCAUGACCAGGACCCACUGCCCUCCAGAACAAACCCCUAGGCCAACAGCCUCAGGAUUCCCCCCAGCCCCAAGCCUCCCUCACCUGCCUUCUCUAAUCCAUGGGAUGGUGAACGCACAGAGAUCUGUGAGGGAGCCAGAGGAGGCCUUUGGAGCCAGGGAGAGGCAUGGUCCCUGGGGGGAACUUGUACAUCUGAAUCCCUGGAUCGGGGGUGGGAGCAGCAGGGGAAUUGAGUCAAACAUAAUGAGUCUUUUUGCCUGCCUGGGUC
Messenger RNA from Nycticebus coucang (slow loris), 1195 nucleotides. RefSeq names its product membrane spanning 4-domains A10 (gene MS4A10). The transcript has 6 exons. Gene Ontology annotation, biological process: cell surface receptor signaling pathway. The record is from RefSeq and is a predicted model, not a curated record. Gene Ontology annotation, cellular component: plasma membrane. The coding region runs from base 50 to 730 and encodes 226 amino acids. Lineage: Eukaryota; Metazoa; Chordata; Mammalia; Primates; Lorisidae.